UGAUGAGACUGAAAAAAGUAUUGUUUUACCAUUGAUUUAGGUAAAUUUAUAACUUCAAUCAAUUCUAUUGUGUCAGCUCUUGAAAAUAUCAAACAAGAUUAUAUUAGGAUAGAUGACUAAAUCAAUGCUUUAACUGAUGAUAAUAAUUAAUAAUAUAUGAGUAGAGCCAAAAGUUACUUUGAGAAAAGUAUACAUCUUUUGAUAUAAAUUUUAGGUGAAUAAUUAUUAAGAGAGGGACAAUUUAAAGAAGCAUUAUCAGCCUUAAACGAAUCAUUAUCGAUGGGUUAUAAUCAUGACUUUGUCUAUAAUUUGAAAGGUAUAUUUGGAAUAAUUAUAAAUUUCAAAGGGCUUAUAUUAUAGAAUCUAAAUAAAUUGGAUGAAGCAAUAGAUUGCUUUGACUUAGCCCGAAAUAUCAACCCAAAUUCUGAAAAUGCUCACAGCAAUCUAGGUAGCCUAUAAUUAUUUAUAAUUUUUUAUAGGAGCUUCAUUAAUUAACCAAGGCAAAUUCACAGAAGGCCUUUAGAUAAUAAAAACGACAAUAGAGCUGAAUCCAAAAAAUGAGAAAGCCUAUUAUUUGAAAGGUUGUUAUUCCAAAUAAUUGAAGGCUUUGCACUAUAUAAAUUGGAUAAAUAUUAAGAAUCCUAAUAUGCCUAUGAAGAGGCAAUAAAAUUGAAUAAUCGCUGGGAUAACGCAUACUAAGGGAAAGGCAAUAAAUAUAUGUAAAUAUUCAAUAGGCAAAUCGUUACUUAAACUUAAUAAAUACAAAGAAGCCCUUUAAUGUUUCUAAACUGCAAUUAAUCUAAACAAAAAUAACGAUGAAGCUGUGGAGAACAAAGGUUGAAAAUUCCUUCAUUUUUUCUAGCUCUCUCUCUACAU
Paramecium octaurelia is the source of this 876-nucleotide messenger RNA. The record is from the annotation of a GenBank genome assembly. NCBI's taxonomy places the organism in Eukaryota, Ciliophora, Oligohymenophorea, Peniculida, Parameciidae.